Molecule: messenger RNA, 1007 nt
Organism: Pelobates fuscus (common spadefoot toad)
Lineage: Eukaryota; Metazoa; Chordata; Amphibia; Anura; Pelobatidae
Gene: BCAP29
Product: B cell receptor associated protein 29
Exons: 8
Coding region: 76-807 (243 amino acids)
Biological process (GO): intracellular protein transport; endoplasmic reticulum to Golgi vesicle-mediated transport
Cellular component (GO): endoplasmic reticulum membrane; endoplasmic reticulum
Source: RefSeq, a predicted model, not a curated record
UGUGCGUUCCAUGUGUUCUAUGCGUUCCAUGCUGGGUAAGGAUAGUGUUCAGUGAGAGGAAGAGCGGAUCAAAAGAUGACAUUUCAAUGGACAACGGUUGCAACCUUUUUGUACACAGAAAUUGGAGCACUUUUGAUUCUAUGUAUUCCUUUUAUUUCCCCUCUAAGAUGGAGGAAAAUAUUUGGAUUUCGGUUGUGGAGUAUAAUAUCCCCCUAUUGGAACAAGGCUUUUCUCUCCAUCAUAGUUGUAUUGAUUAUAUUGUUUCUUGAUGCUGCAAGAGAAGUAAAAAAGUACUCUGCGACGCAAGUGGCAGACAAGACUUCAAAGCUUUACCCUAGUUCUUAUGAUCUCAUCCACAUGAAACUAUUUAGAUCGCAACGUAAUCUUUAUAUUUCAGGGUUUUCUCUCUUUCUCUGGCUAGUUCUGCGCCGACUCGUUUCCUUGAUCAUUCAGUUAGCAGGAGAGAUGGAAGGUCAUGAUGCUUUGAAAACUCAAGUGGAAAAUACUAAUGAAGCAGCUAAAAAAUACAUGGAGGAAAAUGAGAAGUUUAAAAUGGCCAUAAAUAGAAAUAAAUCGAAGGAAGGUGCACAAGAAAUUAACGAACAGAAUGAAAAAUUCAAGCGAGAACUUGAUAACACCAAAAGUGAACUUAAGAGAGUGACCGAAGCCUUGUCAAAAUCAGAAGCAGAAUCUGGUGCUCUGAAGAAGCAAUCAGAAGGCCUUACACGUGAAUAUGAUCGUCUUCUAAGACAACAUGAGCAACUGCAGAAUGCCACUGAUGCAAGACAGGAUAAGAAAGACGAGUAACUUAUACUUUGCUGCGUGACUGUGAAGGAAGUUUGUUGGAAAACUGCUUUAGUUGUUUCAUAUGGUGCAAUGUUUUGUUUAUUUACUGCUUACAGAAUAUGUUUGGGCACAGAGGAUGUUCAGGGCCUGUAAGCAAAUACUUUAACGCCUAACGUGUUAAUUGUUAGCAGUGUUGAAAACAAGCAAAAUUCAUUGCAUGA